This is a messenger RNA of Xenopus tropicalis (tropical clawed frog), 940 nucleotides long. RefSeq names its product pyroglutamylated RFamide peptide (gene qrfp). Lineage: Eukaryota; Metazoa; Chordata; Amphibia; Anura; Pipidae. The transcript has 2 exons. Bases 91 to 507 code for a protein of 138 amino acids. The record is from RefSeq and is a predicted model, not a curated record. Gene Ontology annotation, molecular function: orexigenic neuropeptide QRFP receptor binding. Gene Ontology annotation, cellular component: extracellular region.
CGCGGUCACUGGAGGCUUCACACUCUGAGAGGAAAGAACCGCAAAGAUCUCCCAACGGCGCAACCUUGUAGGAACCGGUACCCCGUCACGAUGAGAGGGAGCUACGGAAUGUCCGUUUUGGUUCUGCUAAGCCUGGGAUACACCUUCGCCCUGCAGGACAGCAGAGAGCAGAGCGACCCAUGGGAGAGAAUUCGCCUCCUGAGGAUGAUGGCCGAUGGGGAGGAGAACAGCGCAGGGGCCCUGUGGUACCCUCUAGCGCCCAGGCAGAGGAAGUCUACUGACCCGGCGUCUCUGUUCAGCGUGGCCAAAGAGCUGCAGGGCUUCGGGAAGGAGAGGGCCGGCUUCAGGUUCCGGUUUGGGAGGCAAGAAGAAGGGAACGAGUUUGAAGACUUUGAGCAACAAGACGAGGAGAAGCGAGGAGGAACCGCACUGGGGUCGCUGGCCGAGGAGCUCAACGGAUACAACAGGAAAAAAGGAGGGUUCAGCUUCCGAUUUGGAAGACGAUAAAGAGUUGGGGGGGGACAGAAUCACCAUGGCAACACAACGCCAGUUAGAUUAUAUUUAUCUCAUGUACUGUACUAGCACCCAAAGCAAAAAAAGAACUGUCCAUGGAAACAUCUAAACUACAACUAAACCUCCUCCAACCCUGAUGUCCUCUGAAUCCUACUGACCCCCAUAGCAGGCUCCAUAUUGUCAUUGUCCAACAAGUAUGUAAUGUUCCAGAACCAUCCGUGUUGUCUGCGGUCAUUGUUGUUAAUAUGUGGAGACAAUUGCAACCUAAUGGGUCCAUCUCUCCCCUAAAUGUUCUGGUUGUGUAUAAAGCAUUGCUGGCCGGGGGUUCUUUACAGCAAACAAUGGAUUUUGUCAAAUCGCUGCCACUAAAUUGAUAUUCAAUAAAAUAACACAAGACUCGCCUUUAACUAUUGAGUUUACAGUCAAA